Molecule: messenger RNA, 765 nt
Organism: Alternaria ethzedia
Lineage: Eukaryota; Fungi; Ascomycota; Dothideomycetes; Pleosporales; Pleosporaceae
Exons: 1
Coding region: 1-765 (254 amino acids)
Source: RefSeq, a predicted model, not a curated record
AUGUCGAACGAGACGAAACCUUACACGACUGGAAAUGGUACUGUCGUGGAAACAUGCGUGCUUGAAGCCGAAGGUUCGUCAGCGGGGGACACUGGUGUAUCAGAUGCGAUCUGGGACCUCGGUGUUUUCGAGCAACGACUGCAUGAUAUUGAUCUGAGUUAUGACUGCCCAGCAUUUGACCCUGACAUGGCCAACGAGCUCCUCAUCAACACCACAAUCUCGGCACUGGCCCUAAACCAGCGAUUUGACACUGUCAACGGCACAGAGACCCGCACUUUCAAUAUCUACCGCUUCGAGAACAAGCUCGUCUUCUUCCUCCCAUACGGUCUCUCACUCGCCCUAGCGAUACCAAUCCUAGUGCUAGGGCUCGUAGCUCUUUACGUCCAAAACCACGGGGUUUCGGCAAUCAGUGGGGGUUUCAUGCAGCUUCUGAUGACGACUACUGGACGAGGUUCACUUGAAGCGGUCGUUACGAGAGGCUCGGGCACGUUGGGUGGAUACGAGAAUGUUUCAGAAGAGCUGCGUAGGAUGGAGGUCAGAUUUGGAGAGCUGGUUGAAGUCAGAGGUGGUAGAGUUAAGGAGACCGAUUCGCUUUUGAGGGGGAAUGAUGAGCAAGUCGAUGUGCACAACAAUGACAGCUCACAGGCAGGUGUGCAGACUGCGUCCGGAACAGAGCGGUUCGAGAACAGCGUUUCUGUAGCGCUAAGAGCUGGCUUCGGCACGGUCGACGAAGUGAUACCAUUCAGGAAGAACACAGAACAGUAG